Messenger RNA from Camponotus floridanus (Florida carpenter ant), 803 nucleotides. Its product is annotated as histone H2A. Bases 41 to 415 code for a protein of 124 amino acids. The record is from RefSeq and is a predicted model, not a curated record. Gene Ontology annotation, cellular component: nucleosome. Lineage: Eukaryota; Metazoa; Arthropoda; Insecta; Hymenoptera; Formicidae. Gene Ontology annotation, molecular function: DNA binding; structural constituent of chromatin; protein heterodimerization activity. The transcript has a single exon.
UUCGUGAAGUCGAGGUCUCUGUAUUCGCUGAAUUAGCAAAAUGUCUGGUCGUGGAAAGGGCGGCAAAGUCAAGGGAAAGGCAAAGUCGCGCUCCAACAGAGCGGGAUUGCAAUUUCCCGUGGGUCGUAUUCAUCGUUUGCUGAGGAAAGGAAAUUACGCCGAGCGCGUUGGUGCCGGUGCUCCGGUUUACCUGGCCGCGGUAAUGGAAUAUCUUGCCGCUGAAGUAUUGGAGUUGGCAGGCAACGCGGCUCGCGACAACAAGAAGACGAGAAUCAUCCCUCGUCAUUUGCAACUUGCCAUCCGUAAUGACGAGGAGUUGAACAAACUGUUGUCUGGUGUAACCAUCGCCCAAGGUGGUGUUUUGCCGAACAUCCAGGCUGUACUGCUGCCCAAGAAAACCGAAAAGAAAGCAUAAUCAUAAUCAUCAUUCGAUAUCAUCAUCAAAUGGCCCUUUUCAGGGCCACAAAAUCUUAUGACUGGAAUAAAUCUUUGCAUCGCAAUAAAUUUAACAUAGUUAAUGUUAUAGUUAAUAACACUUUUUACAAAGUUGAUAAUAUAAUAAAGUUCUCUAACAUACUUUAAGUACGCUAACAAUUGACAUGAGGCAAUUCUCAUUGUAUAAAAUACGUUUACAAGACAUUACACAAUUACACAAUUUUAAGUAAUUGCUUUAUGAUGAAAUAUUUAUUAUAUUGAAUUUAAAAUGCACAAUCUUAUUACAAAUUAACAUCAAACUAGGAAAAUAACUUAUCGAUGAAUCACAAUAUUUCCAUAGUGAUGCAUGGCGAAAAUAUUUUAGACGA